Venustampulla echinocandica is the source of this 1521-nucleotide messenger RNA. RefSeq lists its product as uncharacterized. The record is from RefSeq and is a predicted model, not a curated record. The transcript has a single exon. NCBI's taxonomy places the organism in Eukaryota, Fungi, Ascomycota, Leotiomycetes, Helotiales, Pleuroascaceae. The coding region runs from base 1 to 1521 and encodes 506 amino acids.
AUGUUUCGCAAUGAAAGCGAGGUUGUAAUUGAGAAAGCCAAGGCUCGAGAAAAGUUGAAAGCAAAGUCAAAAGGUAGUUCUUCACGAUCAGCGACGCCGAUGACCCCAGCAUCCUACACAUCGAGCGAGGUCUCACCACAAACCAGUGAGGCUACUAAGGCCGAAGCCCUCAAGAAUGACCUCGUCGUUAGUUUACGCCCCGCCCAAGGUUAUUAUGGAGGGUUUUCUAAUUCCAUAAUACCAUCCUACAAUCUCCAGCCAACUCUGCAAGAGCGUGCUCUAGGCUACUUCUAUUCCAACCCUACGCUAUGGCUUCAAAACAACGACCUUUUGUGUACAUUAUGUGGCCAGGCAGAUGCAGAUGAGCAUCUUCUCGCUGGCAUGAGUGCAGUCGGACUUGCCAGUCUCGCAAAGUCCAUCCAUGCACCGAGUCUCAUGGUCAAAGCCCGGAAGGACUAUCUAACUGCGAUUCGGCUAAUAAAUUCAGCCCUAAGAUCUCCGUCGCAGGUCAAGAAGGAUAGCACGCUGUUCGCUGUCAUGGUGCUCAGCAUGUUUGAGACCAUCACUGGCACUGAUGUCGAGUCAAUUGGUGCUUGGACGAAGCACGUCAACGGAGCAGCAGCGCUUGUCAAGCUUCGGGGCAUGGAUCAAUUCUAUACCGACGCUGGACAACGAAUGUAUACUCAGGUAAUGGGCAAUCUUGUCCUGAGUUGUCUACAACGUACAGUCCCAGUGCCACCUGAGAUGAUUGAGUUACGGAAAGAGGCUGGAAAAAUCUUAGAUAAGACUAUGCAGUCAUGGAAGCUAAUGGAAGUUAUUAUCGAUUUCACCACCUUUCGGUCCACCUACCGAAGAUCGACUAUGGGUCGUCGUCAGAUAGUUGAAACGGCACUAGAUAUAGAUCGACGAUUCGCUGAAUUAGACGAUGGUUUCCCUAAAGAGUUCUCGUAUCGGACACUAUAUACGGACAAGGACCCGGAUCUCAUAUGGAACGGUACCUAUCAUAAAUACGAAAAUAAUUGGACUCCACAGAUAAGGAACUGGGUACGGGUUUGCAGGAUUAUGGCCCACGAAACCAUCAGCAAUCAGCUGCUAUACGACUCAGCAGCAACUCCACCCAUACUCACAAACGAUGAGACCAUAGCUCAACGGGCCAGUUCUAAUGAAAUAUUGCUGCAGGCCCAAGCUGAUAUUCUCGCAAGUGUGCCUCAGUACACGGCGACUACUAGCUACAUGCAUGAACAAGUUCCGGUAGAUGGUACCCGAGAAUGGUACAUUCUCUGGCCGCUCUACCUUGUUGGUGCGAUGGAUCUAGCGACAGAUCAACUUCGAGGGUGGGUUAUCAACAGACUAUUGACACUUGCAGACUCAGCUGGGAUUGCACACGCACAAAUCCUCGCACGGCACUUAAUUUUGAAGCAAGAUAUCGACAUUCUAGAGACUCCACCAAUCGCAGGCCUUAGCGCCCUGUUAAAACGAGUGGCGGGAGACAGCAACUCAAGGAUUGUGGAGGAGAUCUGA